Messenger RNA from Porites evermanni, 381 nucleotides. The record is from the annotation of a GenBank genome assembly. Lineage: Eukaryota; Metazoa; Cnidaria; Anthozoa; Scleractinia; Poritidae.
AUGGGACGGACCCAGAGACGCCGAGCGGCUGCGCCCCGAUCCCGACAGAGGCGACGACGCUCGCAACGCGGGGGCAAGUUAUUUGAUGUGCAAAAGCUGUUGAACAAGACAGGGAUGGAAUUUCAUUGGCCCAGCUAUCAGUACAUGGGACCCGGCACCCAUAUAAAAAAACGACUGGCCCGCGGGGAUCCCGGCAUCAACCGGUUAGACAGGAUUGCCAAAGCCCAUGACAUCGACUAUGACAAGGCCAAGAACUUACAAGAUAAAUGGGUGGCCGAUCGCAAGAUGAUUGCCAAGAUUGAUCGACCCCCCGGCCGCAAAACCCUGACGGAACGUAUUGUUAAAAAUAUCAUGAAAGCUAAACUCAGGUUGGGCAUGUAA